This is a messenger RNA of Neodiprion fabricii, 4165 nucleotides long. RefSeq lists its product as uncharacterized. Gene Ontology annotation, molecular function: protein binding. Lineage: Eukaryota; Metazoa; Arthropoda; Insecta; Hymenoptera; Diprionidae. The record is from RefSeq and is a predicted model, not a curated record. The transcript is spliced from 8 exons. The coding region runs from base 192 to 2942 and encodes 916 amino acids.
CUCGUAUUCGAAACGCGUUGGCCGCCACUCGGUGGAUCUAAAUUUCCGAGAUCGCACUGUACUUUGUGGACGUCCAUCGAGAAGAGAGUUACCGUGCUGCGCAGAGCCAAGUUUUUAAACCAAGUGGAUUUUAAUUAGGUCCGAACCUCCGAGCGGGAACCUUCAUUAGAUUUGUCGGAUCCUGCGUAAAGAUGAAGCAAGGAGCAGCUUUGCUGCUGGUGGUGAUCUUGACGAUCACCGCCGGAGUCAUGCCAACUUUGGUACCGACUGGAAGUCCGCCUCCACCACCCACCGGAACUCCACCUCCACCACCGACCGGAAGGCCACCUGCGCCACCGACCGGAAGUCCACCUCCACCGCCAACGGGAAAUCCACCUCCACCGCCCCCACCCCCGAAUAAUGGUAGCUCACCACCUUCGUCAGCGUCUCUACCCGCACUAUCCAUGAUGAAGAAGGACGCACCAUGGCGCGUUGCGGGUCUGCUAAACCCACAGGAGAUGCUCCUGCAGGAGAUCCGCUCGUUGGACGAGGAAACGCUUGUCGACAAGGUCCAGGAGGAAAAUAUCGAAACAUUGAAAGUUAACGGUAAGAGUGAUAAGAUACCAGUAUUACCCGAGCUUGUAGACGAGGAAUCAAACGUUGUCAUUCCAUCGGAACCUGUCGGCAAGCCAGAUCCCGAAAAGGAUGCCGUGAAGGAGCUGAUGGAGGAUGAGGACUUGAAGUACAACGAGACUGAGGAUAUUCUGAUGGCCGACGACAUGGAGUGGGACCUUGAGGAUGAGGACGCUCUUGACGAUGAGCUUGACGAAGACGAAGAGAUUCUCUUCGACCAAGACUGCCCCACGGAUUGUUCGUGCUCUACUGGACACAUGACCGUAAAGUCAGUUAGAUGUACCAAGUUCAACAAAGAACAGUCUUUCGGUAUGGACGUUGCUCUUCUUAAAAUCGAAAAUGGACCGGAGCUUAAACUGGGCCCACACGACCUGCGCGAAAAGGAUCUGCAACAGUUGUCGGCUUUCUCGGUUGUCAAUACCACCAUUGCCGAAUUUCACAGGAGCGCAUUUGACGGCCUCGUGGACUUGUUCUCCGUUAACCUGACUGGAAACGGAUUAAUGGACAUACCUCCCGACGCUUUCGAGAACAACACACAGCUCAAUCUUUUGACUAUAUCCGGGAAUCCCCUGCAGUACACUCAGGGAAAAGACAAUCCCUUCGCCAAGUACUUCUUGGACGCGCCCAGCGUAACUGAAUUCGAUUUCUCCAACAAUUAUCUCCCCCGUAUCUUACCGACGACUUUUGUAAGGAUGCCGCAACUGGUCUAUCUUAGCCUCAGAGCGAACAGGCUCAGGGCUGUUGAACGAGCGAUUUUCACCCCUCUGAUUGAAUUGGAUGAAAUUGACCUAUCCCACAACCAACUCAGCGGUUUUCCGUCCGAUGUGUUCGACGACAACGAAUAUCUUGAAGUACUGAGAAUUGCCGGAAACAAUUUCACGAGUCUGGCGAGCAUCAAGACUUCAACAAUCAGCAUACUCGACGCGUCCAAAAACAGGAUCAAAACUAUCGGCAAGUCUGACCUUAGCGCCCUUACCGAACUCGAAGAACUCUACAUCAGGUCGAACGGUCUCAAGAGGAUUCACCAACAUGCGUUUGCGGACUUGGUUAAUCUGAGACGCCUUGAUAUCAGCGACAACAAGCUGAACACAUUGACGGAACAUCAUUUGAGGACCAAUAUUCGCCUCGAAUCUCUUGUCAUGAAUGACAAUCCCGGUUUGGAAACUUUACCGGUAUUCAAAUCACAGGCGGGCACCUUCAGCCUCGAAAAAUUCGAGUGUGCUGAUUGUGGACUUUUGGACCUGGAGCCAGGAACCUUUGACCCUAUGAUUGCGUUGCGUCACCUCAAUCUAGCAAGAAACCGACUAAGCCGUUUGCCGAGAGGGCUCCUCAGAAGCAUGUCAGCACUAAAGGACUUGGACCUUUCUGACAACCUGUUCAACGCUCUGGAAGUCGACACGUUCCAAGGAGCAAGGUCUCUGACGAAAUUGAACCUCGCUGGAAACCCACUGAUCACUCUUCAAGUUGCGCCAUUCCUGCUCAUUCCAAACUUGGAACGAUUAGACGUUAGCAGGUGCGGUUUGGACAGAAUCUGGAGCGAAAAUGUCGUGCCGCUUCCACACCUGAGGUACCUGUUGGCUCGUGGCAACCGAAUCGAGCAAAUCAGCGUCGGUGACUUGCAGGCGACCCCUCAUCUCUCCGGCCUCGAUAUCUCCAACAAUCCUCUCGCUUGUGACCAGGAGUUCAAUGCCGCUAUUCAAUGGCUGAUUGACCACGGUGUCGAUCCCAGUGACACCCUGCGCUACGUAAGCAAUUACGCUCUCGACGACUACACCGAUGCCAGCGAUCUGGGCGAGUGGAAAGACAUAGCGAAGGUGGUCUGCGACAGCAUGGAGGGUGGACCUCCUCUGAGACCUCUACCGCGUAGACCAAACACGCCGAAUAACGUUAAUGAUUUCAAGCCACCAAUCGGUGACCUAGAUGAACUAGCUGGCCAGGCGUUCGAUGAAGGUCGCGCACAGAAGGACGAGCAGCUGGAGGAUGCCUGGUUAUCCCAGGAAUCGGAAUAUGAGGAAUAUGGCGCAGUCGGUGAGCACUAUCAGCCUUGGUACGCGGGAGUCGUGUGGCCCGUGCUUACCGUCAUUCUGGUGACUCUCGCAGUCGUGCUUUUGGUGGCGAACCUAGCCAUGUGUCUUUCGAAGCGCAGAGGCCGUGGUCCCGUGAUUCGGGCCCCGAUGAUUCUACGCCCCGGACUGAUCGACAACAAGAACUGUGGUCUGGUCUACAAGCCACUCCAAGAGGAGAUUCCGACCCCGCAUAUGCCGAAGCGGGGAAGCUUCUACUCGAGCAGCACCUUCCAUUACGAUAAGAUUGUCCCCGAGAGCGUCUAGACAAUCCCAAGGACGUUUUCACUAUCCAACACCUUGAGCUAGCUGAGGUUUCAAGAGCAAACGGCUCCGGACAACACGAAGGCCACUUUUCACAGGGCAGUAAUAUGCUCGAACAAAAAUACCCUUUUUGAGAUUUACAGCAACGACUUAUAAAGUGACGUCCUAACUAUUGAUUUUGAAACUUGCGUACAGCUGGAACAAUGUCAGCUUCUCGGCUGCUCACCGGAGAGAAAAUGAGAAGACAAAAAGAGAAGCAAUUAUGAAAGUGAUACUUUUUUGAAUUGGACUGCACCAAAAAAUUUACCGUUUCGAUCUCUCUUCAUUAUUUUUUUAUGUAUUACAAGGCAAAAAAAAAUAAAUAACAAAAAUAACUUCCACAAAUACACACGCACAAUGCACGUGCGCGGUAAUGGCAACUUAUUGAUGAUAAAUAAAUCUAUGACUAUUUGCUUUGGAUCCUUGUGACCACUAGAACUGCUACACCAGUCAGACUGACUGGUCUUUAAAAAUAUGUAAUAAUAGAAUAUGUUUAUGCCAAUAUGAUAUGUAAUUUUUUUAUUAUUAGUUAUUUUUUGAAGACGAGUUUCUGUAGUUCCAGUGUUAAUAACGCGUGAUGACGAACAAAGACUAGCUAGAGCCAACGAGUUUUAAGCAAUGAAAUUUUUCGAACACUUAUUCCCGAAUUAUUUCGACUAAUUUCGCCACAUCGAGUACUAAUUUUACAGAACAAGGUAAAGGUAUUUAAAUUUACUAUGCGAUAGAUGGAUAUAUGAAUAAAUUCGUAAAAUGUUACGUCGUCUUUAUUAUUAUCCAUAUUUACCAAUUGUCAAAUGCUAAUUUUCGAAAUAUACCCGUUUCGACUAAUUCUGUUAUGAAUUCUCGCGUAGUCAAUAUAGCCAGCUACAUGCAAACACUAAAAAGAUAACACUAACGAUCUAGAAUGAAUUCCGACGGCAUACAUGAAUUUAACCUGAAAUGGUGGUAGUGUUGAAAGUAGUAACAGUAUGGAGCUGUCUGAGCGCAGUAAUUCUAUUUUACUAGAGACCACGCAAUUAUUAUGAAUUAUGCAUAUUUCAUUAAUUAUUUUGUUUACUAUAAUAUGUAUUAAUAAGGACUAAGAAUUGAUACCCUUAGUAUUUAGUAGAUUAUACAAUAUACAUACUUUCUACUUGCUGUAAAUAUUACAUAAUAUAUUAAUAAAGUAUUAAUUUAGUGAAGCAUCA